Molecule: messenger RNA, 2049 nt
Organism: Sparassis crispa
Lineage: Eukaryota; Fungi; Basidiomycota; Agaricomycetes; Polyporales; Sparassidaceae
Exons: 21
Coding region: 1-2049 (682 amino acids)
Source: RefSeq, a predicted model, not a curated record
AUGCCUCCUCGCACCAAUUCAACUCCUACUAAGAACUGUGGUCGUACUGCUGGCCGAAAGUCAAUCAAGUCUGAUAAGAUGGUCGCUGACUCUGAUGUUGAGAUGGAUGAGACCUCACCUUCAAAGCAGAAGAUAACUGCAGUAAAGUCAACUCCCAAAGCUGUAGUGCCUAUGCCUCGUAAUGUGAAGGCCAAAAACAUGAUGGACUAUAGUGAUGAGGAUACAGUAACAAGGGAGAAGGCAAUCACUAUCCCUCACAAAGGUGGUAAGAACAACCAGACCAUAGACAACAGCGAUGAGGAUAUGGCAGUAAAUUCUUCUCAUAAAGCUGGUAAGUAUCAGAAGGUCGUCGAGAGCAGCAACGAUGAUAAAACCAAUCUUGCUUCAUGCAUGUCCGGUCGUACCGCUGCCAAGAUCGCUAGUGCUAAGCUGAAGGAUGUAUUCAUGGACAAUGACUCCGAUGUCGAGCAGUCUUUGGAGAGUGAUGCGGCCCUACCAAUCAAUGAACCCGAAAUUACCGAGACUCCGAAGAAGAAGGCGAAUAAGGCAUUCGUUCUUUUGCCGACUCCCAUUAGUCCUUCGCCCAACAAAGGAAAGGCGACUCAUACACCCACCAAGCGAGUUUAUGUCAGUGAUUCUGACAAGGAUGCACAGCCGGAACAAUCUUCUCCUAUUAAGAAAGGUCGUAACAGGCAAAGUAGGCCUGACUCUGAAGCAGAAGCAUCGACAAAGCAAUCCAAGCUUAAUCCUUAUGAUGUUAUGACCCUACUGCGCCUUGCCAUGACAAAGAUGUCAGAGCAGGAGAGACAAGAUUUUUGCUUGCAAGUAAGGCAAUACGAUCCUAGAGACUGCGACAUCCGCUUGUCUCCAACCAAAUCUGCCAGUGGAUCUAAAGGCAAAACCGAGGAUGUUCUCAUUCACCAGCCUUCACGCUCAGAUGUUCAGAAACUGUUGCCCUCUAAAGCAAUCGUAAAGGAUGGAAAGAUGGAGAUCAAUAAUGAAGAUACUGACGAAGGAGAGGAAAAUUUUGAGUGCCAGGUCACAUCCAUAACCUUGAUGGAUCCGAUUCUUCUCAAGGCUGGUGCCUACGAGACUUUGCCUCCCUUUCGACGCGCCUACUAUGUGAUCACGUAUCAGCCUAUCAAUACACUGACAUCUACUGGUGUGCUGGACGGCUUUAUGGGAUAUCAGGUGAACAAGCCCGCAUUGAUCAAGGCUCUCACCUUCGCUUUCAGCGAUGGUCUGUUUGUCAAUCCUGCACGCGCAAAUAUAAAAAACUAUCAGAUGACAGGUUCUUUGGAAAGCCGGCUGGGGGCUCGUCAGCUGGCCAUUACCUUUGGUGCUGUAACAUUCAGCGCUGUCGCUGCCUCUUGUAUGAUACAUUCUAUGUCAAAGUGGACAAAAGAUAUCAACAUUGUGCCGAUGAGCCUAGAAUGGGAGUGGACUGUUGCAUUCUUUGGCUCAUUCAUUGGUGACAACUAUGGUCUUUACACCUAUCAGAACAGUGUCACCAUGUCCACCAGACCAUCUACAUUGGAGCAUCCUGACUAUGCGGGCAAUUCUGGCAGUACAUCACUUAACAAGAUGCUCAGCAAGGCUUCUCCAAGCAAGGCUGUCGCGGGCAGGCAUGGUGGCCCUUCUACCAGUGCUGAUGGAAAGCAUGCAGCUGGCUUUAUCUUACCGCAGGGGAAAGUUCCUAGCACACUUGAUCAUUGGGAUGAUGUUGUUGUAUAUGACUGCACUGUAUUCUUCCAGGGCAUUGAGAGUCGCAAGCGAGAUAAUGAGUUCUCUUUCAAUUCAGUGCGCGACACCUGCCCGCGUUGGAAUAAUGAGGUUCCUCUUGGUUCUUUUGUUGCUGUCCUGUACAGCCCUAGCCAGUACAAAACCAAGCUGGGGACAGACUCAGUGUCGCUCAAUCUGAUGGCGGUCUGUAUUUUGUUGAAGGAGAAUAAAUUGCACGGUGCUGUCUUCUCAAAUACCUGGUCGUUACAAUUGUCUGAUGCUUGCAUCUUGAAUAUUAUGAGCGUACUUUGCAUCAUAGUUUGUUGA